AAAUGUGGUGACUAAAUUAAUUUUAAUCAUUGUAUUAAUAAUAUAGGUACCUAUACUAAUUAUAAAUGAUGCGUUAGUGAAUUUUUCUGCAGUUUUCUUAUCUAACGCUAAGAAUACACAGCAGUCGAUAUGAAAAACAUGGGGCUUUUCAAUGUUGUUCUGGUGUUGUUUGUUGCCAUGCUUUGUGUCAUGAUGACCUCUGCAGCUCCAGCUCCAGCACCUGUUCCGCAUCCAAAUCCUAACCCACAAUAUUUAGCCUAUGGAGCAUAUGGAUACCCUGUGUCUUAUUCGUAUGGUUACUGGCCAUCUUAUGGAUACGCCUACGCAUCUCCAUAUUAUUACAUUUAGGUUAUAAGAAAACAAAGUCCAGGUUCAAGUGUUUUAUAUUUGAUAAAUAAUGUAGUAAUCUUACAUAUCGAAUAACAUAAGAAUAAUAUGUAACAAUUUCUCCAGUUGUCUGAAAAAAUAUUUUAUUUUUUAUUUUGUUAAACAUGUUAUAAAAAUCCGAAUUUGUGAUAAAAUAUUUAUCGAUA
Messenger RNA from Diabrotica virgifera virgifera (western corn rootworm), 533 nucleotides. Its product is annotated as neuropeptide-like 4. The record is from RefSeq and is a predicted model, not a curated record. Bases 130 to 348 code for a protein of 72 amino acids. NCBI's taxonomy places the organism in Eukaryota, Metazoa, Arthropoda, Insecta, Coleoptera, Chrysomelidae. The transcript is spliced from 3 exons.